CAAAGCCACAAUGGAAACGAGGAAGGAGAUGGUGAUGUUUCUGGAGGGGACAACUCUUGGCGCUCUAGUUGGCAAGAGGGUGCCUAAUUUGUCCGAAGCAGUGGGGAGCCCCGCUCCGGAGCCGCAGGAGAAGAUGAUCCAUCGGAACUGCCUCAGCCCCAGACCUGGCCCCUUGUCGUCCCGGGAGAGAGGAGGAGGAGGAGGUGGCGGAGGAGAAGACGAAGAGGAGGUGGAGGUGCUGCCAGGGACAGGGACGGUGCCGGAGAGCCGCUCGGCGGCGGCAGCACUGCUUUCGGCCGGACAGCAGCCCCCCGCGCCGGAGCCCCCCUCCAGCAAAGGGCAGCAGAGCAGCUCGGACACUGAGUCGGAUUUCUAUGAGGAAAUCGAGGUGAGCUGCACCCCGGACUGCGCCACGGGGAGCGCCGAGUACCAGCACAGCAAAGGGCCGUGCUCCGAGGCGUUGGCCGGCAGCCCCAGCGGCGGGGGGGAUCACCCCAAGGGCAGCGGAGGCAGCGGAGGCUCCCAGGGCUCACUCGCCUGCAGCGCCAGCGACCAGAUGCGCCGGUACCGCACCGCCUUCACCCGCGAGCAGAUCGCCCGUCUGGAGAAGGAGUUUUACCGGGAAAAUUACGUGUCCAGGCCCCGGAGAUGUGAGCUGGCGGCUGCUCUAAAUCUGCCAGAAACCACCAUCAAGGUUUGGUUCCAGAACCGCAGGAUGAAGGACAAGCGGCAGCGCCUGGCCAUGACCUGGCCUCACCCGGCCGACCCGGCGUUUUAUACCUACAUGAUGAGCCACGCAGCGGCCACCGGGAACCUACCGUAUCCAUUCCCGUCCCACCUGCCCCUGCCCUACUACUCCCACAUGGGCAUCGGCGCCACAUCGGCCUCUGCCGCCACCCCCUUCAGUACCCCCCUGAGGCCGCUGGACACCUUCAGGGUCCUCUCCCAUCCCUACCCGAGACCAGAACUGCUGUGCGCCUUCAGGCAUCCCUCUCUCUACCCUGCCCCAACUCAUGGACUCAGCAGCGCCGGGAGCAACCCCUGCUCCUGCCUGGCUUGCCACAGCGGCCAGUCCAACGGGCUGGCGCAGAGACCCUCUGGAUCAGACUUUACCUGUUCUGCCACAACCAGGACUGACUCCUUCCUGACUUUCACGCCCUCUGUGCUGAGCAAAGCCACCUCAGUUUCCAUGGACCAGCGAGAAGAAGUACCUUUAACGAGAUAAACCUUUGUCUCAGGGUUAUUAAACACUCGUCCCUUUCCCGGGCUUCUCUUCGAGUUAAUGUACUUACAGCCCAUGUUUAUUUAAUCGUGUUCUCUGCUCAGUCGUGGACACCUACAGGAAAAAAAAAAGACUAAAAAUAGCUCAGUCUUAAAAGGAUUUACAUUCCAAGCUGGAGGGAGGGAGAAAGAAAAGAAAAGAAAAGAAAAAAGAAAGAAGAGAAAAGAGAAGAAAGAAGAAGGAAAGAAAUUACUAGUGGUUUAUCUCUGAGACGGAUUUGAGGCACGAAAGAGGAAGAAAAUCAACCCGAAUGAAAUACACUUCAGUAACCUACAGAAAUGUGCUAGGACUUUCUUUUCCAUGGAUAGACUUCUUCCCAAGGGCUGGGGCUUCUGUAGAUCACAGCGACAAACCUUAUGCACAAACCUACGAGAUGGAGAAGGAAAAUCUGAAAUACUUGAAAGAAACAUUAUCUUGAUAACGAAACGGCUUGUGCGCAUGAAGAAAGCAAAGAUGUAAUCUCUCAGUGUUCAGAAAAUAAAAACGGGCAGGCAGCAAAAAAACCAAAAGAUUUUCUGUUUGCACCUCGACAGUAUUAUCCAUUUCUCUCUAUAGAGAAUAACAAUGCUUUACCAUAAAGAAAACCUGUCAUUCUGUACAUUACUUUUGUGGUUUAAUUGCAUUUUUCACCCUCCCUUUUCUAGUCCUUCGUUGUGAGCAGAAAUCCAGCAUUUCAUUUCCUCUUUUAUUCCAACUUCUAUUUUUAAGAGGCAGACUUGAGUUGGCAGGGAAAAAAUAUGAGCUCCUGCCUCUUUAUGGGUCAGAGCUAUUUGUCCUUUAAAUAUCAAUGUCCUAUUAUCAGUCGCUGAAAUGUGCACACACUGACGAAAUUAGCAAGUGAUGUAUAUGUAAAGAGGGUUUUUGAAUAUCGAAUGUACAAUGCUUUGUGAGCAAAGACCCCGUGCCAAACGCUAACAAGCCGCCAAGGGAAGAGAUUAGGUGACAGGGAGCACAACUCCUUCAGACAAUCACCAGUCUGUAAAUUGGAGCAAAGGCGAUUUCCCUUCCUUUGUACUUCAGCCUUCAGUUCUCUCAUUGCCAUUUCCUUGUGUGUCUUCUUUCUUUUAUUUUAUUUUUCCUUUAAAAGAAAAAUGUAUUUCAUGCUUUGGGUUUUGUGUUUCCUUCCCCAGCCCUAAUCUUUGCAUUUGUAUGUGUCCGUCACACUGAUUCCUCUUGCUUCUUGAGGAGUUUUUCUUUCACAAGCUCACUCUUCCCCCCCCACCUCGCCUCCUCUUCAGAAGGUAUUUCGGAAGAAGGUAGCAUCAUUGCUUUUGCUUGGAUUUCUGUAACUUAAAAUUUAAAAAACACUGGCACGGGGCUCAGUAGCAGUUUAUUUCAGUAGUUUCCUGAAAUAAACAGCAGUUGUUUAUUUCAUUCUAUUUUAAAAUGGCCCAAAGAAUACGCUGCCAUGAUUUGUUACCAUGUCAGAAUAAAACUUAAAAGCAACAAAAAUAAAACGACCAAACCCGAUAAUAACGACACAUUUUAUCAACAUCUCACUCAUAUUUUUAUCGUGCUUGUUAAUAAGAAAAACAACUAAAAGUGUUGCUUAAGACGAAUUUCACCGUGCAGUUUCUAAUAGUUACAGUUCAACAAGCAGGAAAAUAAAUGCUGGAGAGAACAAAGACGUGUUGACACCUCUGCUAUCUACUUUGUACUAAAUUGCUGAAAAGCCUCUGGUUUAUUGUCACACCGGAGACUUUUUGUCCUUAGGAAAGGGGGUGAAUAGCAGCGUUUCCCUAUAGAGGAUGGAGAGCAGGGAAGAGGCACGGGCGUAGCGGAAUAUAUUUUUCCAAUUAAAAAAAAUAUUGUUUAGUACAGCUUUUAAAAACCUGAUCCAA
This is a messenger RNA of Pseudopipra pipra, 3123 nucleotides long. RefSeq names its product even-skipped homeobox 1 (gene EVX1). The transcript is spliced from 3 exons. NCBI's taxonomy places the organism in Eukaryota, Metazoa, Chordata, Aves, Passeriformes, Pipridae. Gene Ontology annotation, biological process: regulation of transcription by RNA polymerase II. The record is from RefSeq and is a predicted model, not a curated record. Gene Ontology annotation, molecular function: DNA-binding transcription factor activity, RNA polymerase II-specific; RNA polymerase II cis-regulatory region sequence-specific DNA binding. Bases 11 to 1225 code for a protein of 404 amino acids. Gene Ontology annotation, cellular component: nucleus.